Molecule: messenger RNA, 2043 nt
Organism: Eptesicus fuscus (big brown bat)
Lineage: Eukaryota; Metazoa; Chordata; Mammalia; Chiroptera; Vespertilionidae
Gene: PIP4P1
Product: phosphatidylinositol-4,5-bisphosphate 4-phosphatase 1
Exons: 7
Coding region: 496-1350 (284 amino acids)
Biological process (GO): phosphatidylinositol dephosphorylation
Cellular component (GO): plasma membrane; phagocytic vesicle membrane; late endosome membrane
Molecular function (GO): phosphatidylinositol-4,5-bisphosphate 4-phosphatase activity
Source: RefSeq, a predicted model, not a curated record
CUUUUUAAUGGUGUCUUUGGACCAAUGAGGAGCAAUGAUUAUACCCCGCUCUGGGCGCGUAACAGAGGACUCGCGGCUUCCUGACACGUGACCCGUGAGUCGGGGCUGCCCCGCCCCACCCGCUGGCCCGGAGGUAGCGCCAUGGCCACGCUGCCAAUGGCGCGCUCCUCCUCUCAUCACGUGCAGCUUUGGCAGGCCCAGCGGCCUUUCGGAAGGUCAUGUGACAGUUGACGUUUCUGCAACGCUCCCCAAUGGUAGAGAAGAGCUGCCUCCACAGGACCGGGAAUUCGAUCCUUUCCACGAAUGAUAACCCGGCGGGGGCGGGGAUAGCCUAUCACGUGCUGCGGGACAGACCAGGGCGGGGCAGGCCGCUGGUUGCGGUGAGAGCCGGGCGCGCGGCGCGCAGGCGCCCUGGGGACCCGGUAGCGGCGGUGGCUGUGGCUGCGGCGACAGGAGCCGGACCCUUGGCCGAAGCUGAAGGCGGUGGUGACGGCCAUGGCGGCCGAUGGAGAGCGAUCCCCGCUGCUCUCCGAGCCUAUCGACGGUGGCGCCGGUGGCAACGGAUUAGCGGGGCCAGGCGGGAGUGGGACUGGGCCCGGGGGAGGCCUGACCCCCUCAGCACCACCCUACGGAGCCGGUAAACAUGUCCCACCCCAGGCAUUUCCCCCGUUCCCCGAGGGACACCCAGCCGUGUUGCCUGGGGAUGACCCACCCCCCUACUCACCUCUGACCAGCCCAGACAGUGGGAAUGCCCCCAUGAUCACCUGCCGAGUCUGCCAGUCUCUCAUCAACGUGGAAGGCAAGAUGCAUCAGCAUGUAGUCAAAUGUGGCGUCUGCAACGAAGCCACCCCAAUCAAGAAUGCACCCCCGGGGAAAAAAUAUGUUCGAUGCCCCUGUAACUGUCUCCUUAUCUGCAAAGUGACUUCGCAGCGAAUUGCCUGUCCUCGACCCUACUGCAAAAGAAUCAUUAAUCUGGGGCCUGUGCACCCAGGACCUCUAAGUCCAGAACCUCAACCCGUGGGUGUCAGGGUCAUCUGUGGACAUUGCAAGAACACUUUUCUGUGGACAGAGUUCACAGACCGAACCUUGGCCCGUUGUCCUCACUGCAGGAAAGUGUCAUCUAUUGGGCGCAGAUAUCCACGAAAGAGAUGUGUCUGCUGCUUCUUGCUUGGUUUACUCUUGGCAGUCACUGCCACUGGCCUUGCUUUUGGGACAUGGAAGCAAGCACGGCGAUAUGGAGGCAUCUAUGCAGCCUGGGCAUUUGCCAUCCUGUUGGCUGUUCUGUGUUUAGGGCGGGCCCUCUAUUGGGCCUGUAUGAAGGUCAGCCACCCUGUCCAGAACUUCUCCUGAGCCCCAGGAUGACCCACAGACUGUGCCUGGCCCCUCCCUGGUGGGGACAGUGACACUACAAAAGGGAGCCAGGACAAAAGGCUCCCUGGGCUUCUCUAAGAGGAGCCAAGCAGCUGCCUUCCUUUUCCCUGGGGAGUAGGAAGGAACCAGGCCCUCACCUAAGUUUGGAGGGGUAGAUAAGACUGCUGCAGGCCAUCUGCUUUCCUCCUAGGGUUGCUGUACUUAGGGUGAAGUAUAGGGGAAAUGUUGCUCCUAAACCUGGAUCUUACAAAGAUGGUUCUAGCCUUGUCCUUCCUGUAUGCUCCCUGAGCCAUUCCUGUCCCUCAUACAUUCCAGGGCAGGGUUGGGGUGGGUUGCCCUGGGGGUGCCCCUCCCUCUUGUGCACCGUUAGGACCUUGCUGCUAUUGCACUUCACCAGGGACUGGCUCUGGCCUCAGUCCCCUCAGUCUCCUCUCUCCCCAUUCCAUGUCCUGUGGGGGUGGGGCUAACCGCUGCUUUGUACAGAACCACAGGAACUGGUGUGUAUAUAACUAUUUAAUAUGGGGUAUGUUCCCCUAGUCCUGUGUUCCCCUUAAUUCCUCCUUCCAACCUUACCCCCCAGCAGUAGUAUUUCACUGGGCUACGUAGGGUUGCUGUGUUGGGGGAGGUUAAGGACUCAUCCUGUGCUUGUAAAUAAAUAAGGUCAUGACUCUG